Cucurbita pepo subsp. pepo (vegetable marrow) is the source of this 718-nucleotide messenger RNA. RefSeq lists its product as uncharacterized. NCBI's taxonomy places the organism in Eukaryota, Viridiplantae, Streptophyta, Magnoliopsida, Cucurbitales, Cucurbitaceae. Gene Ontology annotation, biological process: response to auxin. The record is from RefSeq and is a predicted model, not a curated record.
GAGAGAGAGACCCUUCACCAAUAAAUACAAUUACCCUCCACCAAUUCAAUCCCUCCUCUUCCAUCUUUUCAAUCUCUAUAUAAACAUCCAUUCAUCUUUCCCCUUCACAUUCACUCCCAACAAUGGAUUGCUUGGUCCUCCUCCCCUGCUACGUCAUGAAGAGACGACGCCGGAGAACCGCCCCACGCCUCCCCUAUCGCCGCCUCAACAAAUCGGAGAGCCUGGUAAGGGUGGUGGUGGGAAAGGAGAGGACAGAAUUCCUGGUAGACCCAUUUGUUUUAGAAGAAAACCCUUUUCGGGUUCUGAUGGAAAAGGGAAGAUUCGAAGAAAAACAGGGAAAAACAAGGGAAGAACACAUAUUAUUUGUCGAUGUUGAUGCUAUUUUGUUCGAUCACUUGCUUUGGCUCAUCUACAACGAUUCUUCCUCUUUGCUUACCCUCAAUCUAGACGAAAUUCUUCACUUUUAUUCUCAAGAUUUUUAAUUCAAUAAUCAAACAUACUCUUCAUGCUAAUUAUACGAUAUGAUGCAAAUAAUAUAGACGAUGAGUUUAUAAUCAAAGAACACUAUAUUUAUUCAUAUGAAGUCUUUUAAAGAAGCUCAAAACAGAGCUAUGUUUUGUUAACAUGUUUUAUAUCCCUCAAUUGGGUGUAAGAAAAAUCAAAUUUUUAUCCAAUUACAACGAACCUCAUUUUUACUAUUUUACCCAACUAGGGUAAA